AAAUCAGAAGUUGUCCGAGUAGACACGCAGGUGGCGGGAGUUGCGCAUCUGAUGAGGGAAAUUGGAUCGACAAUCCGGCUGAGAUUCAAUUUUUAAGCACGUACCUCUAAUUCAUCAUUCCGGUUUAGAGUAAUUUGACUGCAUUUAAAGAAUCCCUAUCGGGAUGGCCACCAAAAGGCCAGCCGAGGGCGAGGCGUCCAGCGCCCAACCCCCUUAUAAAAAAGUUCAGUUUGAAGCUUUUCGUAUCGGCCCUGUUUCAACUCUAGAAGAAAUGGAUUUAAAAGUUCUACAAUUUAAAAAUAAAAAAUUGGCACAAAGACUAGAACAGAGGCAGAGAACAGAGUCUGAACUUAGGCAAAGGAUAGAACAGCUUGAAAAGCGCCAAACACAAGACGAUGCAGUGCUUAAUGUUGUAAAUAGAUACUGGAACCAAUUGAAUGAAGAUAUUAGAGUUUUACUGCAAAGAUUUGACGCAGAAACAGCUGAUGAGUCGGAAAACAAAAAUGAGAACGAGGCAACUACUUCAUUCUUAAUGCAAUUGUCUUCAUGGGACAAAGAAGAGCUUGAUGAGAAACUAGCCAAUCGCGUGCAGGUGUCCAAAAGGGCAGUUGCCAAGGUUAUUCAAGCGUUUGAUAGGCUGAUGCAACGGAAUGAAAAAAUUACAAUGGCAUUAAAGGGUGAUUUGGAAGGAGAGGAAGCCCCUUCAUUAGAUGAGACAAUUAGGCAAACAAACAUUGAACUGCAGGCAGAAAACCUUAGGCUCCAAUCUUUACAUACUCAGUUGCAUGAAAAAUAUCAUGCACUCAGUCUGAAAGCAGCCGAACACCAAGAUAUGAUCACUGGCAAGGAGACCGAAGCUGCUGAACUGCGGAACCAAGUUGAAGAGUUGCAGUAUGACCUCUCCAAAGUCACCCAGCAAAAUUACAAACUUGAGCACCACUUGGCUGAGACCCUGGAGCAGAUUAAAAACUUUGAGCACACCAUUGAGGAGGAAAAACAGCCAGUUAAAACAGUCUCGAGCGUCUCACAGAAGAAGCUGGAUGAAAUUCAGAAAGAGUGUGAAGAACAAAGAGAGCUAUCUAACAACCGUCUGCAAGAGCUUGACCGUCUUCACCAACAGCAUCGUGAUGCUCUCAAAGAGGUGGAGAAACUGAAAAUGGAUAUCCGCCAGUUGCCUGAAUCUGUGAUAGUCGAAACAACGGAAUACAAAUGCCUACAGUCACAAUUUUCUGUCCUGUACAAUGAAUCAAUGCAGUUGAAGACUCUCUUGGACGAAGCGAGACAGCAACUGCAGAACAGCAAGAACGCUCAUCUCCGUCAAAUAGAGCAGAUGGAGCUGGAUGAACUUGCUGCGCAGAAAAAACUGAGGACCGAGUUGAUACAACAUGAGGACAUGCUUGCUCAGGUUAGGAAGGAGUAUGAAAUGCUCCGCAUAGAGUUCGAGACAAACGUCGCUGCCAAUGAGCAGACAGGCCCCAUCAACAGAGAGAUGCGACACCUGAUAACCUCUCUACAAAGUCACAACACUCAGUUGAAAACUGAAUCUGGUCGUUACAAGCGGAAAUUUAAAGACACCAUGAUAGAAAUUGGGAAGCUCAAGAAGGAGGUCGAAGACCUGCAAUCAAAGCAACCCGCUCCAGUGGAAACCAAGGAAACAAAUAACGUUGAGGCUCCCGUCAAAGAAGAGGCUCCAAGCACUCCAGUAACUCCUGCUCCAGUGGUGCAGAUCAAGGAGGAGCCUGUUGCUCUCAAGGAAAACGAAGAUGAUGUUGAGGAUGAGGAGGGCGAUGCUGCCAGCACGAGCAGUGACAAGGAGAAACCAGGCAUUAAAAAGGAGAUCAAGAAGGAGAAGGGUUCGACGCCAACUCCAGCGGCAUCCACUACCCCUCCCAAUACUGAGGUCAAAAAAGAAGUCAAAACGGAGAAAGAUGCCAAGGACGCCAAAGCCAAGGAAGCCAAAAAUGCCGAGUCUGAACUUGUCCGUGAUUUGAAGGCACAGCUAAAGAAAGCCUCUAACGACCAGAAGGAAAUGAAGCUGCUGUUGGACAUGUACAAGGGAGUCAGCAAAGACCAGAGAGACAAGGUCCAGCUGAUGGCUGCAGAGAAGAAGGCUAGGGCUGAAGUUGACGAGCUGCGCAUGCAGAUGAAAAAGAUGCAGUAUUAUCAAUUGCAGGAAAACAAGCGGGAAGAGCGAAAGCGGAUGGCAGAUGACGACGCCAUGCGCAAGAUCAAGCAGCUGGAAGACCAAAUCGCGAGCUUGCAAAAGCAAGUUGCUUCCCACAAACAGGUAGAUGCCAGUUGGAAGUUGAAUCGCACCAAUCACCACCUGAGGCAAGCUGAAGAGGAAGCUUUGCUCAACGAGAUGGAGGUUACUGGGCAGGCUUACGAGGACAUGCAGGAGCAGAAUUCGAGGCUCAUCCAGCAGCUGCGAGAGAAGGAUGACGCCAACUUUAAACUCAUGUCUGAGAGGAUCAAAUCUAAUCAACUACACAAACUGGCAAGAGAGGAGAAGCAAGUUCUAAAUGAUCAAGUUGCUACUUUAUCAAAUCACGUGGAAGCACAAACUCAGGUGCUUAGAAAACUGGAGGAGAAGGAGAGAUUUAUGCAGAAUUCCCUAGCGACAGCAGAGAAGGAGUUAAAUUUACGGCAACAGGCUAUGGAAAUGCACAAACGGAAAGCUAUAGAGAGUGCCCAAUCUGCAGCUGAUUUGAAAUUACAUUUAGAAAAAUACCACGCUCAAAUGAAAGAGGCGCAGCAAGUGGUUGCUGAGAAAACGGCGGCGCUGGAGGCUGAGGCGUAUAAGACAAAGCGACUACAAGAGGAGAUAGCACAGCUGCGGCGCAAGGUAGAGCGGAUGAAGAAGAUCGAGAUGGCUGGCACUGCGGAUGAGGUGAUGAUGGAGGAGAUUCGCGAGUACAAGGAGACGUUGACGUGUCCCUCGUGCAAGGUGAAGCGCAAGGACGCGGUGCUGAGCAAGUGCUUCCACGUGUUCUGCUAUGACUGCCUGCGCACUCGAUAUGAGACUAGGCAGCGCAAGUGUCCUAAGUGCAAUGCAGCCUUUGGUGCCAACGAUUACCACCGGCUCUACUUGUGCACCUAAAUUCCAAAGUGUGAUUUCUCAAAAUUUGAUUGUGGUCCUUUUGAUGUAGAUUUAAGAUAACUGAAGACAGCUUGACAAAUUGCUCUUGUCAGCUGAAUUAAUUACAACGUUUGACUGUGGAAAAGUAAUGUCACCUCUCUUCCGGAACGCUUUCGCAGUUGUCAAAAAAUGUUGAUUUAUUUGUUUAAAAGUGAAGUAUUAUUUCAAUUCAAUGAUCUGCUGAUAGGGAUUUUUGUAUAACCCUCCCACAUAAGAAAAUUGAGAACACAAUUUCUGACAAAUUUUAGUGCUUCAGUUGCGCUGAAUGCUAGAACUAAUGAGCUUAUCUGCUUUCUUCAUCAAACAAACCAUGUUCUUUUUACAGAACAUAUUAUUCCGUUUAUUUAAAGCCAUUUGCAUAAUUUAAAUGCGACGCCCUAUGGACAUCACAUGUGUGGUGGAAUUGAAGGCUUGGACAACUCGAUUAGUUUUUAAAUAACGCACUGGUUGCAUUUUUAAUGCCUCUCUGAUUUGCAUUGCAAUAUCAUGAAAUUUGAGGUUCGCAUGUCAGUGUAUGGGGUGUAAACUUUAAGGAAAGUUGAUUUGACACUACUUCCUGCAGUGCCAACUCUAUUAUGUUAGGCCAAUACUAUAAUACUUUUAGAUAACUCUUCAAACUGUUAUUAGUGUAUCAGUGAUGGCUAAUUUAUCUCGGUCAUUAAAGUACAGUCAAUGCAUAUACAAA
Messenger RNA from Cloeon dipterum, 3824 nucleotides. RefSeq names its product E3 ubiquitin-protein ligase Bre1 (gene Bre1). The transcript has 15 exons. Gene Ontology annotation, cellular component: HULC complex; nucleus. Gene Ontology annotation, molecular function: ubiquitin protein ligase activity; metal ion binding. NCBI's taxonomy places the organism in Eukaryota, Metazoa, Arthropoda, Insecta, Ephemeroptera, Baetidae. Bases 164 to 3100 code for a protein of 978 amino acids. The record is from RefSeq and is a predicted model, not a curated record.